AACAGGAGCCACCGGAUGCUGCUCAGACAAAUGGCGGUCCGCCCCCGAGAGGCCCGCCCCCAAGACGAAGUCGUUCUGAAGACGGUCAGCAAAGACGCAGCGAGCAGAAUGGUCGUGAUCUUUGAAGACCAUGACCCACGACGCCAGGCUGACGACAAGGAGAAGAAGAAGAAGAAGAAAAAGAAGGAGACCGAGGAGGCGCCGGCUGCCGAGCCCGCUCCCGCCCCCGCCCCUGAGCCGCCCGCGCCCAAGCCCGCCUCCACCAAACGGGCCAGCGGCUCGAAGAGAUCCAGCAAGAAGGCCGGAAGCAGUGUGUUCUCCUGCUUCUCCCAGCAGCAGGUCAAUGAGUUCAAGGAGGGAUUCCAGCUGAUGGACGCCGACAAAGACGGCAUCCUUAACAAGAGCGACAUCCGGAGCUCCUUUGACAUCAUCGGCAGGAUCGUCUCCGACAAGGAGGUAGAUGAGAUGCUGAACGACGCACCCGGCCCCAUCAACUUCACCAUGCUGCUUUCGAUGUUUGCUAGCCGGCAGUCCGGCGAGGCCGACGACGAUGACGUCAUCGUAAACGCCUUCAAGGCCUUCGACGACGGCGACGGCACCAUCAACAGCGACGGCUUCCGGCACUCGUUGAUGACGUGGGGCGAAAAGUUCACCGCGCAGGAGGUGGACGAGGCGUUCGAGCAGUUCGACAUUGACGACGAUGGCAAGAUCGACCUGGGCGGCGUGCUCGAGUUGCUGGUCGGUGGCAAGAAGGAGGAGGAGGCCGAGGCAGCCUAGGCCGGUGCACAACAUUUCCAUUCUUCCGGUGUGACGCCUGGGCGCAACCCUCUGCACUGCACAUUCACCCACACCGACCGACCCUCCGAGAGCGGCAUGACGCCACCUGUCUGACGUCAUCAGACGUCAUCUGUCUCGUCCGGCCAAUCACCGGGCGGCAGCCCUCCGCCGGCAGCUACAGCUGUAUGAUUGUGAACAACGCGCGCUUGGAUCAAGAUUCACAGUGUAAACUUCUCUGUCUGCUCUAAAUCGGCAUAGAGGGUUACACCCCUUUCGACCGGAGUCCGUUUCGGUCGCGACUGACGUGGUAGUAUGGCUUUGUUGAUGAACUUGUUAAAUUUGUGGUAAAAUAUACUGUGGAUCAGGCACUGGAGCCUUGAAUCGGUGCUCAAGGCUCCGUGUCUUAUUGAAUGUAUAAUACGGGCCUGUAUUAUAAAUUCAAAAAAUAA
Molecule: messenger RNA, 1226 nt
Organism: Pollicipes pollicipes
Lineage: Eukaryota; Metazoa; Arthropoda; Thecostraca; Pollicipedomorpha; Pollicipedidae
Product: myosin regulatory light chain 2-like
Exons: 5
Coding region: 16-777 (253 amino acids)
Molecular function (GO): calcium ion binding
Source: RefSeq, a predicted model, not a curated record